Neocloeon triangulifer is the source of this 1590-nucleotide messenger RNA. RefSeq lists its product as uncharacterized. The transcript is spliced from 4 exons. Gene Ontology annotation, biological process: mRNA 3'-end processing by stem-loop binding and cleavage. Bases 148 to 1446 code for a protein of 432 amino acids. The record is from RefSeq and is a predicted model, not a curated record. Gene Ontology annotation, cellular component: U7 snRNP. Lineage: Eukaryota; Metazoa; Arthropoda; Insecta; Ephemeroptera; Baetidae. Gene Ontology annotation, molecular function: U7 snRNA binding.
GCCAGCUGCGCUCCGCCGGUCGCCGCGAAAAGACGGCAAAAGCAAACCCAAACAUUCAAAGCGAAUGUGCGAAAUCCAAAGUUUAAUUGGAAUUGAAAUUGAAUUUUAAAUUUUCAAAUAUUUUGAUGAAAUGAUAAGAGAACAAUUAUGAGCCGCCAAAGCAAAAAAUCAGAGCAAGGAAAAGAACCCUCUACAUGGAAAGAGUUGAAAGAUCAACAAGCAGCAGGACAUUCUGGAGACAUUCCCAGCCAUUUUUUCACCCCUCGAAAGGCUUUCUCUCAAGAGGUUGCGUCCUCACCCCUUGUCAGCGAUCAGGAAAUGGACACGCUGCGAGCCGAAUGUGGAGACGACAUGCUCGAAGCUGCCGAGAACAUCAUAGACGAAGGAUCUUUGUCGCCGACAAAAAUCAUGGGGCCCCCCAGCUGCCAGAAACACCCCUAUGAAACGCCAAACACAAAGCGAGACAGAGAAAUUCGCCAGUUGCUGCUGCAGGAUCUCGAGUGUUCUGAAUCUGAGAGAGACACGCCUUAUAAAAAGGAUACCCCACAGAAAAAAAGACUAACCACCUCCGUCUCCUCUGACGAAAGCACACUGGUACCAAUACCAUCCACCUCACAAUCAGAAUUAAUGCCCAGCACCUCCCAGAUAGAACCGGCAGUGAGUGAAACAAGUGGGAGGCGAAGUUGCAAAUCUUCGUCAUCCUCCUCCGAUGAAGAAGAAUCUGAAAGCCUAUCUGAGUCGAGUGGAGACGAGUUGGACGUUCACAGCUCCAACUUCAAUGCCACAAAAGCUCUGACUCUUGGAAAGAAUUUUCUGCCAAAGCUGCCUUUCCCUCACACCAAAAGACUGAACAACCUGGACCAGUACAAAAAAGUGGCAAGUGCUUCCGACGACCCUGAGGACUUUGAAGGCAACAUGGUGAGGGCGCUGAAGAAAAAGCCGCUAACAAAAAAGUCCAAGGACUACAUAUCACCAAGUAAGCAUCAGGAGUCUAUAAAAAGAAAUUUUUUGCCCCACCAAAUGCCUGUCACCAGACCAAUUAGAGAAAAUAGGCACCAAAGAAACCUGAUGGACAAAAUGGAGGCAGUGAAAGGACCACUUUUAAAACUGGUUGAGUACAGAGAUAAGAAAAUUAGAGUUAUGGUGAAAACAAGAAAUAUCUACCAAGGAACAAACGACAUGGUUGGCUAUUUGGUUGCCUUCGACAAACAUUGGAACUUGGCAUUGACAGACGUCGAGGAGACUUUUUUGAGGAAGAUGCAACGAAAAGUGCCUUUGAAUUUAGGAGAAUCUGUAAAAUUAUCCAGUGAAGAAUUAGCAAGACGAGGGAUAGUGAGACCGAAAGUCAUUCAGAAAGUUGGAAAUAAAUUUGAGUUGUGCAAAAGACACAUUCCUCAGCUUCUCUUGAGAGGAGAGCAGAUAGUUGUAAUAUGCCCUGUAAUUUAACUCUAAAAUAAUAUAUAAUAUUUUGUCUUAUAUUACAAAAGUUUCACAUUUAUUUUGCACUUCACGAUAGUAGUCUGAAACUUUAGUUGUACAUAUCCAGUAGGUCUGUUGUCUCUUCUGGUGGUUUGUCUUCAGGGAAUUUGC